AUCCCCUUUUCAAAUAUAUUGAGUUCGUAUUAAAUGACUCGUUCGUUAAUAUCAUCUUCAUCAUCCUUUUGUAAAACAUAAUCUAGGGCUAUGAGUAGUGUCAAUGGUGCAAUGGUCAAGUCACAAGACGUACGAAAUACCAUUUUUGCUCUGCUCUGUUGUUUUUUGUAAAAUCUUUCUUCUUUCUCCUUUUAUGGCCAACUCAAUCUUGUUCCUUUCCUUCAUCUUUGGUCUCCCUUUCAUUGUUGAUUCAGUUAACUUUAGGUUUACUAAUUUUCGUCCAGGUGAUCCUGAGAAUGUGGUUUACCACGGGGAUGCAAUACCUGAUGGGGCGGUAAACUUCAACAACGUAGAGUAUAUAGCUCGUGUUGGUUGGGUUACUUAUGCUGAGAAAGUGCCUUUCUGGAAUCCUAAAACUGGUAAGUCUACAGAUUUUAAUACCAGUUUCUCCUUUAGAAUUGAUACACGUAACCUUUCAAAUUACGGUCAUGGGAUCUGCUUUUUUCUUGCUCCUGUUGGAAUUCAACUCCCUGUGAACUCAGCUGGUGGUUUCUUGGGUCUUUUUACUCGAAUCGAAGAUUACAAAUCUUCGUUUCCGCUUGUUCAUAUCGAGUUUGACUCAUUCAGUAACAAAGAAUGGGAUCCUAGUACUGUUGGAUCUCAUGUGGGAAUCAAUAAUAACUCGCUUGUUUCGUCUAACUACACUUCUUGGAAUGCAAGCUCACACAGCCAAGAUAUUGGUCAUGCAAAGAUCUCCUAUAACUCUGUUACUAAGAACUUGAGUGUGUCUUGGGCUUAUGAAUUGACCUCUGAUCCUCGGGAGAGUUUAGGCAUUUCUUAUAUCAUUGAUCUUGCAAAGGUUUUGCCACCAGAUGUUACGGUCGGGUUUUCAGCCGCUACUGGAUCAAACAUAGAGGGACAUAGACUUUUAUCAUGGGAGUUCAGCUCAAGUUUGGAUAGUGAGAAAGCCUCUAUCAGGAAAGGACUGAUAGUUGGCAUUUCGGUUUCUGGGUUUGUUUUUCUGUUCUCUUUGGUCACAAUUGUGGUUGUCUUGUUGCAGAAGCAUAGAAAGAGAAAAGCAAAAGAGAUAAAAGAUUUGGUAUCGUUAAACGAAGACCUUGAACGGGAUGCAGGACCACGGAGGUUUGUUUAUAAGGAUCUUGUUAUAGCAACCAACAAAUUCUCAGCCCAGAGGAAGCUGGGUGAAGGAGGGUUUGGAGCCGUUUAUAGAGGAACUUUUGGGUACAUGGCUCCAGAAUACGUGAUGGAUGGAAGGGCAAGCAAGGAAUCUGACAUCUAUAGCUUUGGAAUUGGUAUACUAGAGAUUGUCACAGGGAAAAAGUCAGUUGAUCAUUCUGAAGAAAACAUUGAGACGAGUCUUGUGGAGAGAGUGUGGGAUUUGUAUGGAAGACAAGAACUUAUGUCAGCCAUUGACAAGAAACUCGGUGAGGAUUUCGAUAAGAAUCAAGCCGAGUGUUUACUGGUUGUGGGGUUAUGGUGUGGUCAUCCUGAUAGAAACUCAAGGCCUUCUAUAAAGCAAGCGAUCCAAGUACUGAACUUGGAGUCACCAUUGCCUCAGCUUCCUCCGAAGAUGCCCUCUGCUACGUUUCACAUCUCACCUUCUUCUUCUCUCUUGCUUAGCUCAAACAGAGUUUCAGUCAUUCAAGUUAGUCGGGAGCAGAUGAUGAGAGAUGAGGAAGAUCUUGGUGGCCUUUGCGGUUCAGAAACUUGAGUGUAGUCCGAACUUACAUAAUUGUCAAAGAUUUUGUCUGUGUGUGUAUGUGUACAGUGUACUAUGUGGUUUUGUUUUUGCAUGAUUUCUAUUUUAUAUGACUAGGAGGAUUUAUCUUUUCCUCCUGUUUAAUUUUGAUAGUUUAUCUUUGCCUCGGCCUGUUUUUUUUUUUUAAUCAAAGUAUUUGCUCUGU
Arabidopsis arenosa is the source of this 1925-nucleotide messenger RNA. Lineage: Eukaryota; Viridiplantae; Streptophyta; Magnoliopsida; Brassicales; Brassicaceae. The record is from the annotation of a GenBank genome assembly.